Molecule: messenger RNA, 12998 nt
Organism: Cynoglossus semilaevis (tongue sole)
Lineage: Eukaryota; Metazoa; Chordata; Actinopteri; Pleuronectiformes; Cynoglossidae
Product: voltage-dependent N-type calcium channel subunit alpha-1B-like
Exons: 51
Coding region: 2540-10180 (2546 amino acids)
Biological process (GO): chemical synaptic transmission; calcium ion import across plasma membrane
Cellular component (GO): membrane; voltage-gated calcium channel complex; neuronal cell body
Molecular function (GO): high voltage-gated calcium channel activity
Source: RefSeq, a predicted model, not a curated record
UUUUUUUUUUUUUUUAAAUAUUCACAAGUGUGUUGCUGUCCAUUGAUGCUUCUACUUUAUGAGGAAUAUGUGGCCAAGAGGCAUUUAAGGAAACAUGAAUUGUCUGCCAAUGUGGUUCCCAAAGUGGGGGACUUAAGGAAGGAUUUAAAAUCACCAACCAAACAUCCAGUUUUUUUACAUUUAAAAAAAAUCCAUCUUGAAGUUUUUGCAGACGCAAACUGGUGUUUUUGAAGCUGUAUCUUUUGUAGAUUUGUUGAGUCAGUUUACACAAAACAAGAUUGAACUUUUUUUCUUAUUUCCCCUUCAGAUUUAACUACGGAGACCACUUCUGGGAAGUGAAGAGCAGACUCUUCUACUGUGAAUGUGGCUCCUCCCAGUGUAAAUACUCAACCUCAGCUUUGGCCUCGCUGCAGGCCGACAGCACGCCUGAGGACCAGCAGCAGCCCAGCGCGUCACCGGACACCAGCUCGUCUGCUCGGCCUCACAGUCCUUCAUAAAAACAAAAACAAAAACACUUAGCUGCACUACACGCACAGGGACAGGCAGACCCAGCAGGGGCCGCUAGAAUCAAACUGAAAGAAAUCUCCGUGGACCAUUGAUGACAGAGAAGCAGAGGCACAGCGAAGGUCACUGCUCCGUUAUUUCAGCUGAACAUUUGGGGGGGGGGGGGGGGGGGGGGGGGGGGGGGGGCAGUGACAUGUCGCACAGCAAAUGUGAACGAGGACGAUGGAGAAGGAUUUUUACAUUUCAUACAGCAGUUUACUGGGAAUCAAAGGUGCACAAUUUCCUCUUUUUUUUUAACAGAGUUGGUUGUCUUCACUGGAAUUUGAAUGUAACGUAUGGACAUGAUCUGACGAGUUUAAAAGUUAAGGUUAGAAAAUUGGACUAAAGUAGCACGGAACUACAGGGGGGGGCAGCUUUGGUAUAGUUUUUUUUUUGUAAACAAUCCAUUUAAAAAAAAAAAAAAUCACCUACAUGGCCAAAACGUAUUAUACAGUCACUGUUUGUAAAGAUGUCCAGGCACAACAUUUCUCAGAUAAGCAUACUGUCAUCAACGUAUAAAAGAAACCAUCCAAAUUGUCUUGAGUUCUAGGAAUGAAAAGAACGCUCCUCCUGGAGAUGUUUCAAAAAUAUUUGGAUAGUCAUCUUUAGAGAAAAGCCCUGGGAGUCCAUUUAUUCAGCCAGCCCCUGUUGGCCAACUGUGGUACUGCACCUAUAAUUGCGUUUGCACUAAAUAUGUGUCCCGUUUCCCUGACUGACCCCGAGAACGAGGCAAAGGUGUCAGGACUAGAUUACAACUCACUAGAACUGUUGCCCGUCUAUCACUAAACAUUCCCGCUAAAGGAAAAACCUGAAUCUCUUUGUGGUGUCAUUUCAUUUUCAAUGCAGUACGUGAGUGAACGUCCUGACGUUUGCGCUGAAGCGGUUAAUGCUUUUAUUCUGAAAUUAUGUGGGAAAAAGUCAAAUUGUUUUUAUUUUUACUCUUGAGUGAGUCUAGAUUCUCUGAUAGAAUGACGCUGUAUCAUUCCUCCAACCUGAGGCGUUUCUAGGUAAAAUAAAAUUUAAAAAGAAUAAAAGAACUUUUGUAAGCAUGUGUCGGAUAUUUUGCCACAUUUGGAGGAACUGACAAGGAACGCAAAGAAACAUUUAUGGUGCUGAUUUUUUUCUUUGAUUUUUUUAAUUUGUAUAACAUAGUUUGUAAAAUAAGAACACCUACAUUUUUUUUAAGUUUGGAUUUUAUCUCCAUUUUUCUAAAGUAGUUACUGUAGAUCUCUUUUUUGUGUUUGAUGGUUUUUACACCAACAGAAGCCAACGAGUCUUUUUUAAAUGUUGUUAGUAAAGCAGUGACUGUGUUGUAAUGUUUUUCAAAGAAACUAUUGGAAUAAACAGAGGUGAGGCAGCAAAACAAAAAGGAAAAAAAAAAUGAAUUGCACUUUCAUCACGUUCUAUUACUCAUCUCUGGACCGUGAACCAUCAUCUGAUUGGUUGUCUUUUUUCAAUAAAUUUAUUACUAAUCCAUUUCUACUCAUGUACAGUUUCUGUCAUCAUCGUCUGGAAAAUAGUGCAGUGAAUUUGGAUUAGUCCCACAUAAGAACAGGUGAGACACACUUAAAAACUGCCUUCCAUUGUUUGUACUGUAUGUCUGAUCCAGAAAUGUACUGUAGAUAAAAAAAAAUGUUUUGCAGAUUAAAGGACCUUAUAUAUAUAUAUAUAGAUAAAAGCUUUUUAUUUUGGGUUGGGGGCCCAGUCGCUGCUCAACAGGAAGUGAGGCUUUUAGUUCUACCAGAUAAUUAGUGGCUUCCUGAAUCUCGUUGGGCGAAAAUGAAAACAAAAAUCAGUGAUAAACUUCUCUAGUUUCAGAGAUGGUUGGCGGGACAGGAAGCAGCUUUUCCUGCAUUCCACAGUGGGGAAAAAAGUGUGGAAACAGAACAUGAAAAACCCAGUUAAUCUGAAGGGAGAGCAGCAGUCCUGAGCUGACAUCGCAACUGGGACACCCGGCUGGUUCUGUUCUGUUCCUGGGUGGCUCCUGAACUAAGUCAUGAAGAGAGGAGUCCCUCACGGUUCCAGAUGGGAUGAGAGACGUUCCACGGUGGUGUACGCUCUGCGUUCUGCCACGUUGGGCUCCUGGCGGAUGUUGACUCUGGGGGCAGAGUACGUAGACUCCUGGGCCCUGUCAGCCGAACAGUUGCAGCGCAGUGGUCAGAGGGUGGAGGUCAAACAUGAUGAUGAUGCUGAUGCUGCUGCAGCAGAGGAGGUGCAAGAGGAGAAAAACAAGACGGAGCAGGAGGACAUGUGUCCCAGAGAAGUAGGAGGACAGGUGUGGAGAUCUGUGGACUGUCUCACUGAUGACAACAGUUUUCAGAUGGAGGUACUGGGGUCUCCUGGAGAAGACGGUGUCCAUCAUCUUCAUCAUCUUCAUCACCGUCAUCAGUUCAUCUGGAGACAUGAGACCCUCAACAGAAUGGCCCGCUUCUCGGACGAUCUGCCCUCCCGCUACGGAGGAGGAGGAGGAGGAGGUCGAGGCGGAGGAGCCCGAGGUGGAGCAGGUGGAGCCGGGGGUCUCGGUGGAGGUGGUGCCGUCGGCGCUGGUCACCACCAUGGUGGCGCCCCGGGCGGUCAGAGGAUGUACAAGCAGUCGAUGGCUCAGCGAGCGCGGACCAUGGCCAUCUACAACCCGAACCCUGUCAAACAGAACUGUCUCACCGUCAACCGCUCGCUCUUCAUCUUCAGGGAAGACAACAUCAUCAGGAAGUACGCCAAGAGGAUCACGGAGUGGCCUCCAUUCGAAUACAUGAUCCUGGCCACCAUCAUUGCCAACUGCAUCGUCCUCUCACUGGAGCAACAUCUACCUGCCAGCGACAAGACGCCGAUGUCAGAACGUCUGGAUGACACAGAGCCCUACUUCAUUGGAAUAUUCUGUUUUGAGGCCGCCAUUAAGAUCAUCGCCCUGGGCUUUGCCUUCCACAAAGGCUCCUACCUCCGCAACGGCUGGAACGUAAUGGACUUUGUGGUCGUCCUCACCGGGAUAUUGGCUACAGUGGGCUCAGACUUUGACCUGAGGACACUGCGGGCCGUCCGAGUGCUGAGACCCCUAAAACUUGUCUCAGGAAUCCCGAGUCUCCAGGUGGUCCUCAAGUCCAUCAUGAAGGCCAUGGUACCUUUGCUCCAGAUUGGCCUGCUGCUCUUCUUUGCCAUCGUCAUGUUCGCCAUCAUUGGCGUGGAGUUUUACAUGGGAAAGUUCCACACCACCUGCUUCAGGAUAGACACUGGUGAGAUCGCCACUGAUUGGCCUUGUGGUGUGGAACCUCCGGCCCGGUUGUGUCCCAAUGACACUCAGUGCAGAGAAUACUGGACUGGACCCAACUUUGGCAUUACCAACUUCGACAAUAUCCUGUUUGCGGUACUGACUGUGUUCCAGUGCAUCACCAUGGAAGGAUGGGUGGAGAUUCUCUACAGCACCAAUGAUGUCGCAGGAAACACUUGGAACUGGCUCUACUUCAUCCCUCUCAUCAUCAUCGGCUCCUUCUUCAUGCUCAACCUGGUUCUCGGUGUCCUGUCAGGAGAAUUUGCUAAAGAGCGAGAGCGCGUGGAGAAGCGACAGGAGUUCCUGAAGCUGCGACGUCAGCAGCAGAUAGAGAGAGAACUGACAGGAUACCUGGAGUGGAUCUGUAAAGCAGAGGAGGUGUUGUUGGAGGAGGAGGAUGAGAUUGCAGAGGAGAAGUCACCUCUGGAUGGAGCCUGGUACAAGAGGAAACAGAACCUUCCAGUUCUGAAACGAGGCAAAGCUAAGAAAGGUAAAAACGAGCUGAUCGGUGCCGAGGAGGGAGAAGAUCCUUUUGCUGACAUCUCAUCAGUUGCUCCUCCUGGUUCUCCGUUUGGUCGAGCCAGUGUUAAAAGUGGAGGAAAGUUGGACAGCUCCACCUACUUCCGCCGUAAGGAGAAGAGAAUUCGCUUCUUCAUCCGAAGGAUGGUGAAAGCUCAGAGCUUCUACUGGAUCGUCCUGUGUCUGGUGGGACUCAACACUCUGUGUGUGGCCAUCGUUCACUAUGACCAGCCUGAGUGGCUGACAACGGCCCUGUACACAGCAGAGUUUGUAUUUCUGGGUUUGUUCCUCACUGAGAUGACGUUGAAGAUGUAUGGACUCGGAGCGAGAAAUUACUUCCAUUCCUCCUUUAACUGCUUUGAUUUUGGGGUGAUUGUGGGAAGUAUUUUCGAGGUCAUCUGGGACAUGAUCAAACCUGGAGCAUCGUUUGGGAUCAGCGUGUUGAGAGCUCUGCGUCUGCUGAGGAUUUUCAAAGUCACCAAAUACUGGAACUCCCUGAGGAACCUGGUGGUCUCCCUCCUCAACUCCAUGAAAUCCAUCAUCAGCUUGCUCUUCCUUCUUUUCCUGUUCAUCGUGGUCUUUGCUCUGCUGGGGAUGCAGCUCUUUGGAGGACAGUUCAACUUUGAGAAUAAGACCCCGACGACAAACUUUGAUACUUUUCCUGCCGCCAUUCUUACAGUGUUCCAGAUUCUGACGGGUGAAGACUGGAAUGCCGUCAUGUACCAUGGCAUUGAGUCCCAGGGAGGCGUUCGGCGCGGCAUGUUCUCCUCCAUCUACUUCAUCGUCCUGACGCUGUUUGGAAACUACACGCUCCUCAACGUCUUCUUGGCCAUUGCUGUGGACAACCUGGCCAACGCGCAGGAGCUGACAAAGGACGAAGAGGAACAGGAGGAGGCAGCCAAUAAGAAGCUGGCUCUGCAGAAGGCCUUGGAGGUGAAGGAGGUCAGUCCGAUGUCUGCGGCCAACAUCUCCAUUGCUGCUUUUGUAAAGCAAAAUCAAGAUGCAAUCUCUCGCAGGUCGUCCAUCAACAGCAUUCAGUCACCAGACCAGAGGACAACAAAGAGCAAGUCUGUGUGGGAGCAACGGACCAACCAGCUGAGGAGGCACAACAUAAGGGCCAGCAGUGAGGCCCUGUUCAACGAGCUGGACCCGGAAGACCGCCUUCGAUUGACCUCCGCCCUUCACCUGCACCCCGACAUGAAGACUCACCUCGACCGCCCCCUGGUGAUGGAUGGCAGGAACGGUGACAAAACCAGUGAGACGCGUAGCGAAGGCCACGAGGAGGCGGUUGAGGGAGAAAGCCACACGCACUCAAGAAAACACCAUCGCCACCACAACAGGAAUGGAGAGAACAGAGAUGGAGGUGACAACAAGGGAGGAACGAACCACGGUCAUCGGAGCAGGAGAAGGGAUCAAAACGGUGACGGAGUUUUGGGAAAAGAGAGGAAACCAGAGAGACGGUACAGCAGAGAUGUUGGGCAGGGACAUUGGCACCAUCACCACCGUCGGAGUGGUUCUCCCGAGGAGAACGGAGAAACCGAUGGAGGAGACGGCGGACACCAUCGUCCCCAUUAUCAGCAUCCCCCAAAUAAGGGAAAUGGAUCGAUUGGGAACGGAGAGAGGAGAAACGAUGGAGACAACAAGGCGCGAUGUUCUAGGAUGUUGAAGGCUCAGUCCACUCUGAAUGGAGAUGAAUGUAAGAGGAACAGAAAGGGAGUCAGAGGACACAGGGAGAAGCAGACUGAUGCUGAGGACAGUGGCCUCGCCUCCAGCCCUUUACAGCUGAUGCACAGUGACCUGAGUCUCAGCGAGAAACAAGAAGAUGCAGACAACCAGAAGAACUCCACCAGAGCCAGUCAGGCUGGUCUGAACAACAAUGCCAUCCACAUUCCAGUCACCGUCACCUCUCCACCAGGAGAAACCACCAUCAUACCCAUAAACAGCAUGGACUGUGACAACUUCCAAAUCAGUGAGGAGAAGAAGGAUCUAGAGGAGGAGGGGAACUCGGAGGCGGCAGCUAAUGGGCCUCGGCAGAUUCUCCCCUACAGCUCCAUGUUCAUCUUUGGCCAGACAAACCCUGUGAGACAACUGUGUCACUAUGUGGUGAACCUCCGCUACUUUGAGAUGUGCAUCCUGGUGGUCAUCACUAUGAGCAGCAUCGCUCUGGCAGCUGAGGAUCCUGUACAAGCUAACGCUCCGCGCAACAAUGUUCUAAAAUACCUAGACUAUGUCUUUACUGGAGUCUUCACAUUUGAGAUGGUGAUAAAGAUGAUUGACCUAGGCCUCCUCCUCCACCCUGGCUCUUAUUUCCGUGACCUGUGGAACAUCCUUGACUUCAUCGUGGUCAGUGGAGCCCUGGUGGCCUUCGCCUGCUCAUCGCAGCAAAGCGUAGCCAGAGGGACCAAAGGCAAGGACAUCAACACCAUCAAGUCCCUCAGGGUUCUGAGAGUCCUGAGACCGCUGAAGACCAUCAAACGGCUGCCCAAGCUCAAGGCUGUUUUUGACUGUGUGGUCAACUCUCUGAAGAACGUGCUCAACAUUCUCAUCGUCUACAUCCUCUUCAUGUUCAUCUUCGCUGUCAUCGCUGUGCAGCUCUUUAAAGGCAAAUUCUUCUACUGCACCGAUGAAUCCAAAGCUCUCGAGAAAGACUGCAGAGGUCAGUUUCUAGACUACGACCGGGACAACGUUGAAGCUCAGCCCAGGGAGUGGAAGAAGUACGAGUUCCACUACGACAACGUUCUCUGGGCUUUUCUGACUCUCUUCACUGUUUCCACUGGAGAAGGCUGGCCAAUGGUCCUUAAACACUCCGUGGACGCCACCUACGAGGACCAGGGUCCCAGCCCAGGCUUCCGCAUGGAGACGUCCAUCUUUUACGUGGUCUACUUUGUGGUUUUUCCUUUCUUCUUCGUCAACAUAUUUGUUGCCUUGAUCAUCAUCACUUUCCAGGAGCAGGGAGACAAAGCUAUGUCUGAGUGUAGCCUGGAAAAGAAUGAGAGAGCUUGCAUUGACUUUGCCAUCAACGCCAGGCCACUGACCAGAUACAUGCCACAGAACAAGCUCUCCUUCCAGUACAAGAUGUGGAGGUUUGUGGUGUCGCCUCCGUUUGAGUACGCCAUCAUGAUCUUGAUCGCUCUCAACACCGUGGUGUUGAUGAUGAAGUUCUACGAAGCUCCAGUCUGGUACGAGUCCAUGCUGAAGUACUUGAACAUCACCUUCACAGCUCUCUUCACUUUGGAGUGCAUCCUCAAGAUCAUUGCCUUUGGUCCAUUAAACUACCUGAAGGCUGCGUGGAAUGUGUUUGACUUUGUGACUGUACUGGGCAGCAUCACAGACAUCCUGGUCACUGAGAUUAAGGACAAAAUGAUCAACCUGAGUUUUCUGCGACUCUUCAGAGCUGCUCGCCUCAUCAAGCUGCUGCGUCAGGGCUACACCAUCCGCAUCCUGCUCUGGACCUUUGUCCAGUCCUUCAAGGCAUUGCCUUACGUCUGCCUGCUCAUCGCCAUGCUUUUCUUCAUCUACGCUAUCAUUGGCAUGCAGGUGUUUGGAAACAUUGAGCUGAACGAUGAAUCCUCCAUCAAUCGUCACAACAACUUCCAGACCUUUUUCCAGGCCUUGACUCUUCUCUUCAGGAGUGCCACAGGUGAAGCCUGGCAUGAGAUCAUGUUGGCCUGCCUCAGUAACAGAGCGUGUGAUCAACUCUCAGGAUCAGUGGGCAAAGAGUGUGGAAGUGACUUCGCCUAUUUCUACUUUGUCUCCUUCAUCUUCCUUUGCUCUUUCCUGAUGUUGAACCUCUUUGUUGCUGUCAUCAUGGACAACUUUGAGUACCUCACCAGAGACGCCUCCAUUCUGGGCCCUCAUCACCUGGAUGAAUUCAUCCGAGUGUGGGCGGAGUACGACCCCGCAGCGUGUGGCCGCAUGACUUACUGUGAUAUGUACAAGAUGCUCCGUGAUAUGUCCCCACCACUAGGUUUGGGGAAGAAAUGUCCAUCCAGAGUUGCCUAUAAGCGUCUGGUGAAGAUGAACAUGCCCAUAUCUGAGGACAACACUGUCCAGUUCACUUCCACACUCAUGGCUUUAAUUCGCACAGCGCUGGAAAUCAAACUUGCCUCAGGAGUCCUGGCUCAGCAUCUGUGUGAUGCUGACCUGAAGAGAGAGAUCAACAGAGUUUGGCCGAAUCUGUCACAGAAAACUGUGGACCUCCUGGUGACUCCACACAAAUACAACGAGCUGACAGUCGGGAAGGUCUACGCUGCUCACAUGAUCUUUGACUACUACAAACAGAACCGAGCCAGGAGGCUGCAGCAGCAGCACCCCUCUGGACCGCAGAGUAAACUGGGGGCCCUGUUCAGACCGAUACUCCCCCUCACUCACCUAAGGGAAGUCGAACCAAAAACCUGCAGCCCCAAACAGCCCCUCCCAGCCAAGGAGGAUGAGAAACCAGCAGCACUUCCCACUUCUGACACCCACUGUACCACAAAUACCAGCAGAGCAGCUCCAUCCACCACCGCAUCAACACACAGAGACAUCAUACUGAACCAGAGGAAUUGCAUCAAACAUUCCCAGUCUGGAGACUUUUCCCAGGGAGCUCAACGGCCCAAACCUCAGAGGAUAUUACAGAGGGGUCAGUCCGAGGAUGUGCCGUACACCACCAGAACUCAAGAACAGGAUGUGGUCGAUGUGCCUGAGCUUACAGAGGGGGAGAACCUUUCAGAUGCAGAAGGAUAUCCCAACCUGGGCAGCCCUUACAGAGCCGCCUCGCUUCCCAGACUGAACGCCGAGUAUUAUCGGAGCUACCCUCGCCACGACCCUGGGACUCACCUGGCACCAAUCAUUGACCUUAGUCCAAUCAGGCGCUCAGCGUCCUCGCUGACACCUCUACGCCAACACGAGCUGUAUCUCAGGGAGUACCACCUGGAUCGUCCCGGCCAGGCUCGGUCCUACACAGUACCCGAACAGGUUCUGGAACAGGACAGAGUCCACCAACAACACCACCACCACCACCGCUGCCAUAGACGCAGAGACAAAGACAAGAAGCAGAAGUCCCUGGACAGAGGAGCCACGGUGAAACCCUCUGGCACUGUUGACUCCUUCACAGACCCUUUGGCUGAAGGUGUGUGUAGAGAACGGCCAAGGGAGCGUGACCGCAGUCGUCCUCACGAGAGGAGGCAUCACUCCUCAGCCGGAGAGAAGCAGCGUUACUACUCCUGUGAACGGUAUGGCAGCAGGCAGCAGUGUCACACCAGGUCAGCUGGUCCCAGUAGGUCCACGUCUCCUGGCGAGGGACAUGAGAAUGUGUUCCUCAAACAGCAUGGUAGCAGUGUCAGCAAAAUUGGCCCUGGAACCUUGGACUCCAGCGUUCCGGCCCGUAACCGCAGGCAGUUGCCACAGACGCCCCUCACUCCUCGUCCAGCUGUUUCCUACAAGACCGCCAGCGCGUCGACUGCGCAGCCCAGUGCUGCUGUGACAACAACAGGGCAUCAGACUCGGUUUAUACGUGGGCUCUCAGAGCACGAGCGACUCCUUGGACAUCACAGUGAGUCCACAAUUCCGGUCACACGUAUUGGCUCUGACACUCAUUUAAACCGGCAGCAACCGGAAGCUUUACCUCCAAACCUCCUGGAGGACACAGAGGACUUUCACGAUGCUGUGAGUAGUCAUGGAGGAGCAGGACGUUUUGCCAGAACUUUUCCCUCAACUGCAACGGGAACUUCUGCUGCGCCUGUGACAGUGCCAGUCACACAGGGAAGAACAGUUACUGUGCCAAAUGGAUACCACUUCACCCUGAACUCCGUGUCUGGGCCUGGAAAUAGAGGAGCAGAAAGUCUCAGGGACCGGGACGAAGAAGACUGGUGCUAGUCUGCUUCAUGUGCAUGUGGAACCAGAGGGCUUGGUGGAGGACAGAGGGACAAAGACACUAAAAUAAGAGCACACGGGAACGCACUAGUGGAAGUGUUCAGAUUGCACGAUUGGAGUCUGAGCAGAAGACAAAAGCCAAAUCAUGUGAUUCAAGGAAAUCUAUUGACUGUCAGAGUACGUUGAAUUGUCAUUGUUGCUGUCUUUACCGUUGGUCGUCUGCUAAACAAUGGCAUUUUCCUGUUUCUUGCGUUAAUGGUGACAUCAUUGCUGUCACGACAUCUUUUCAAGUUCUUCGUUUUUCUCCAAAUCCCUGAGAGCUGCUCUAUAGUUUGAAGACACGCUUAAGUAGUUUUCUGUCAGAUUUUUCCCCACAAUUCCCCAGUCGGCAUCAGUCUUCACUACUUGUGGAUAGUCACUGUGGAUAAUUAAUGUGUAGGGGGGAAACCAAACACUUGACAGACCCGUCCACAGCCAUCUGAGAUUUUGAUCUGGACUCAAUUAUGUGGCGUGAACUGACUGCCAACUCAGACAGUUUGUUUGUUUACCCUUUAAACACAUGAAGGUGGUGACAAUGUGGAUGAUGAUGAGGAUGUCCGUUGUUUUUUGUUGGUUUGAUAAAUCAUGUAGUCUGUAAUCACCAGAAGCAGAUGUUUAGUGUAUGACCCCCCAGUCUAUCAGCAGUCGUAGAAAAACCAUUUGUGUUUGACAGUGUAACCAGUGGAUCACGACCUGGAAUACAGUCUUUUAUCAAUAUGAAAAUAUUCGGGUCCACAUUCCCGUCAUGUCACCUUCCUAGUAAACAGAAAGCAAACAUUUUUAUUAAUUCAAGCUUGGACAGCGUUUUUUAAAUAAUAGUUUUUUUCUUAAACCACUCUACGCCAUGUAAAUUUAAAACUUGGGGUCAGGUCCAGAUUAAACUGUGUGACUCUUCUGUGAUAUGUUGGUACUGAAAAACAAGUGCCUUAUUUUUUUUAAGGUGGUUUCUCAUUCUAGUAUAUGCAUAGCACUUAAGUAGUGUUCUGUACAUGUAUGUGGCUGAGUGGUGUUUACGGGUCAGUUCACACUGAUUUCAAAUGAACUCUGACGUGACACUUCAUCGUGUGAUGUAACCAAAAAAGGGGUGAGAAAUUAACUUCUGAACAUCAACACGGACCAGGCGGAUCCUUGUAGAUCCUAAUUCUUGAAAAGGUGGAACCUGGUCCAUUACUAUGCAGACUAAGGAUCACUCUAUACAAAGGCUACAAAUAAUCCAACCUGAAAACACAGACGACUCCGCCAAACUUGACCCUUCAACCAGGGCACUAAGUGAACCAAGACUCAAUACAGAAAUUUAGAAUUAAUACAUUUUUUCCGUACAUCUGUAAAUCAUUUCUGUACAUCGGUCGUCACUUUUGAGUGGCAUAUUUCUGGUUCAAGACCAAGAAAAUAGAACAUAUUGGUUUUAACAGGUCUACAGUGGCAUAGAUGUAGUACCCUUAUCUGCCACCAGAAGAUUGCGGGCUGGAUAUAAUUUAGUCACCAAAUCCCAGGUUGGAUUGCCUCAGGAAACCCGUUUGAAUUUGAAGACGUCUGCCAAAUAACUAUAUAGUACAGCAAAGCCCCUCUCUGCCCCUGUGCCCCCUUUUUGAAGUGUGGCCAAUAUUCUUCUUUCAAAGUCUAUAAACGAAUCCAAUAUACAACCAUCUUUCAAGGUGUGGUGCAUUCUGUGGAAUUUUUGGAGAGCAGUUUUUUUUGUGACAGUCCUGUUUUGUAACUAACUUUGUCGUAGGUAAAUUGAAGAAGUAACGUAGUGCAUGCUGGGGGUUUGAUCAUGUCCAAAAAAAAUAGUCUUUGUACGUUUACAAAAAAGGGCGGGUGGUAAAUAGCUGCCUUUUUUUUCAAAUACACUGCCAGUCUGAUAAAAGAAAGUGCCAUUGUUUUAAUCAACCACUGUCUCAGUGUCACUCCAACACAGAAUGUUUACAGUUUGGUGUUUGAUGUUGGUCAUAUCUGCCCAGACUCUGGAGAGCAGGGUGUAAGGGGUGAGUGUUUGUAGGUGAUUCUGCAUAUAGCAUGAAACACUCUUACAGCUAUAACACAGAGUUGCAUUGUUGUUGUUGUUGUUGUUGUUCACUUCUAAAGUAGGGCUAUGCAAAAAGAAAACACUUCAUCUGCCCUGUAGCUUUAUGACCCUGUGGAUAAACACGUUUCAUGUACUUUGAAGAUUUGUAAAUUGUAAAAAAUAAUCCAUGAUGUACAGAUAAUUUUAGGAUAACCACAGAUAAAGACAUUCUCUCUCUUUUUUCAGCACAGACAUUGAUUAAAUCCUCUGGGCUUUUUUCAAGUCCAAACAUUGAGUCCAUAAUCUCAGCCCAGAUUAAACACCCAGGAUAUAAAGCAGUGUUUGUUGCACACGUGGAUCAAGUUGUAUUUUUCUUAAAGUUGUUUUUUUUUUAUUUAUUUUAAAUUGUGUAAGCUAUCUGUGAUCCUGUCGAUCUUUGCAAAACUGAACUGACCUGAACUACCUAAACAAACACAGUUUACUCUCACAGCUCGUUUACUGCCUUCUCCAGGAGUUACAGUCAUGAGGUUACAUCAGGGUAAAAAAAAAAAAAGUUUUUGCUCCUUCGCAAUAUCACAAUAGAAAAUUUGCAUAAUUUUUAUGGAACUCGUAAGAUGGAGUAUUGUUUGGCUAACAACAUUGUAUCCUACCAAUCAUUCAGUUAGUAUGAACGAUUGAACGGCCAUUUUAUUGACUGUUUCCAACCAGUUUAGCAUUUUUAGGCUAACUACCAGCUUACACAGUUUUAGUUUUAGCUAUUUGACUUUGCCAAAGUCU